This is a messenger RNA of Camellia sinensis, 1249 nucleotides long. RefSeq names its product oxygen-evolving enhancer protein 1, chloroplastic. The record is from RefSeq and is a predicted model, not a curated record. Gene Ontology annotation, biological process: photosystem II stabilization; photosystem II assembly. Lineage: Eukaryota; Viridiplantae; Streptophyta; Magnoliopsida; Ericales; Theaceae. Gene Ontology annotation, molecular function: oxygen evolving activity. Gene Ontology annotation, cellular component: photosystem II oxygen evolving complex.
UCAUCUCCACACAACCCAUUCCUAUAGUCUUCCCAAGGAGGUUCCAACUGAAAAGCGAGAGAGAGAGAGAGAGAGAGUAGGAAACAAUGGCUGCCUCACUACAAGCAGCGGCGACGCUCAUGCAGCCCACCAAGCUCGGCGGCAGGACCACCGUGCAGCUGAGGUCUUCUCAGAGCGUUUGCAAGGCAUUCGGAGUUGAGCAGAGCAGUGGGAGGCUUACUUGCUCUCUUCAACUGUCUGAUAUCAAGGACUUGGCUCACAAGUGUGCUGACGCUGCCAAGGUUGCUGGGUUCGCUCUCGCCACUUCUGCCCUCGUUGUCUCGGGAGCAAGUGCAGAGGGUCCCCCAAAACGGCUAACCUUUGACGAAAUUCAGAGCAAGACAUACCUAGAAGUGAAAGGAACUGGGACUGCUAACCAGUGCCCAACCAUUGAAGGUGGUGUUGACAAAUUUGCCUUCAAGCCAGGCAAAUACCAAAUGAAGAAAUUUUGCUUGGAACCCACAUCAUUCACUGUCAAGGCCGAUAGUGUUAGCAAGAACGCCCCACCUGAGUUCCAAAGAACCAAGCUCAUGACCCGUUUAACCUACACCCUCGAUGAGAUUGAGGGACCCUUCGAAGUAUCUCCUGAUGGCUCUGUUAAGUUCGAGGAGAAAGAUGGAAUUGACUACGCUGCUGUCACUGUUCAACUGCCAGGUGGCGAGCGUGUGCCCUUCCUCUUCACCAUCAAACAGCUGGUGGCAUCUGGUAAGCCAGAGAGCUUUGGUGGGCAGUUUUUGGUGCCAUCAUACCGUGGUUCGUCUUUCUUGGACCCAAAGGGAAGAGGUGGCUCUACUGGUUAUGACAGUGCAGUUGCACUGCCAGCAGGAGGGAGAGGGGAUGAAGAAGAGCUUGUUAAGGAGAACAUAAAGAACACUGCAUCGUCAACAGGGAAAAUCACCUUGGGCGUCACAAAUAGCAAGCCUGAAACAGGGGAGGUGAUUGGAGUGUUCGAGAGUAUUCAGCCAUCUGACACCGAUUUGGGGGCAAAGGUUCCAAAGGAAGUGAAGAUCCAAGGAGUCUGGUAUGCUCAACUGGAGUGAUGGGGGUUUUUAUUUUUAUUUUUUAAUUUUGAUGUAUUUCAGAUUUUGUGAUAAGUUGAAGUCUUCUUGAAAUUACUGUAACCCGGUUGGACAAACAAUGAGAUUAUUGUUGUUCUUGUAUAUUAUCAUGGCUUCUUAUGAUAAUGUUCUAAAUUUCAAGUCUUUUUUUA